Messenger RNA from Opisthocomus hoazin, 612 nucleotides. NCBI's taxonomy places the organism in Eukaryota, Metazoa, Chordata, Aves, Opisthocomiformes, Opisthocomidae. The record is from RefSeq and is a predicted model, not a curated record.
AUGUACGCUGAAGUUGGUGUGGAACGUAAAGCCCCUCUUUCUGCUUUGCAUACCAAGAACCUCCAUCUGUCGGUGGUGGAGGGUUUCAAAGGUCACAGUGAAGGGACAUCCAGAAAUUACCUAACCAGCAUACAAAAGCUUCGCGAGAGCGAGAAGCAGAUGGCUGCAGUCUCCGAGCCCACCCUGCAGGCGAGGAGGGACGCCGAGCUGGCACCAGACCAGUUCUUGCUCCGCACCGCCAAAAGCCAGCCCAUCUGUCGAUGUCCUCCCUCAGAAGGGCGGCUGAUGGACGUAAGGCUGUGGGAGCUGCCCGCCUGGUUUGCCGCCUGCGACUUCUCUCCCCGGGGGCUGCUUGGAGGGGUGCAGAGAGCCUGGAGCAGCUAUUACGACAAAUACAUCAACGUGAAGAGGGGCGGGCCAGCCGGGAUCUCCAUGCUGCUGGCUGGGUACUGCCUCCUCAGCUACGGCUGGAACUAUCAGCACAUCAGGGAUCGGCACACCCUCACCCGCCUGGGAGCCCAGCCCGGGCUGCUCCCACACCCCUCAAACCUGUGCUGGCAGUGCCCGCUCCUGCUGCCCCGCUCCGCUGCACAGGAGGCAGCUGCGAAUUAG